Molecule: messenger RNA, 2922 nt
Organism: Nothobranchius furzeri (turquoise killifish)
Lineage: Eukaryota; Metazoa; Chordata; Actinopteri; Cyprinodontiformes; Nothobranchiidae
Source: RefSeq, a predicted model, not a curated record
ACCGGAGGAGGAGGGACUCUGCCCAGAGGAAACCAGACGGCUCUAUUCUAAUCGCAUUUUCACAAAACUCACUUUGACGCAUGGCUGAGGGAUUCUCCCGCUACCUGUGAUAUUCAUAUGGGGAAGUGCUGCCCUGGAAAAAGACUGAGAGGAUUGCGGCAAUUCAAAGCAUCCCGAACGAUCGGAGCUCAGCAGCAGCAUCUCAUUGUGUGAAAUGCGUCACCGAGAUCCAGUUUACCCAUUUCAGCUCUCCACUAAAGGACUGGUCCCCGUAUUGACCGUUGUGUCAGAUGAUGUAUUGUUCCGAGUUCCACCCAAUCUUAUUCUAAUCUGGGCCAAGGCAGGGGUCUAUGGAGCAUGACUCAAAAGGUAACCACAUGCGCGGGCCGGUGUCACCGUGCUGAGCCCGGAGAGCACGAAGGGUAUUGGGGUCAGACAGAGACACGAGUGGUCGGAGACAGGCGGACCGGAUGACAGCCAGACCCGCCGAGGCCUCGUCUGGGCUGUCGGUGCCGCUGCACCGCUGCCACGGAGGUUUCCAAGCCAAUAAUGGCACCUGCGCGGAGCAUCUCAGCCUCUUCCCGCCGUUCUCCUCCACCCUCGCUCUCCUCGUGCUGGUGGCCGUGCUCGUGGGGAUCAUCCUUGUUUCCCUGGCAACGUUCCACUUCCACAAGAGGAAGCUUCGAAAUAGGAAGAUCCAGCGCGCGCAGGAGGAAUACGAGCGCGACAGUCGCAACCCCGCGCGCGCCGGGGCGAGCGGGGAGCCCGUGAGGCCGUGCGUCAUCGUCCGACCGGUGAGGCGCGAUGAGAAGCUCUCGUGCCAGAGCACGGACAGCGGAGACGUCGCGGCUGAGGGCCAACCGGCGCCGCACGAGGCAGUUCCUCUUGACUGUUAACUCAGAGAAACUUCAGGGAACGAGACUGUGGACUAAACCGGAAAAGCAAUAAGGCACAAAGAUUCACUCCCAUCUCCGCUGCUUGUAGAUGGCAUAGAAAGCAGUAAAAUGCAGAAUACUGAGCAGAUUAGGCCUUUAGGGAUAAUAGUGACCAACAGGUUAGCUGUGUGCCAGCACACCUCCAUAAUAGUAUAACACACACACGGGCCACGCACCAGCUACUGGUUUAAUCAGAGUUAAGGAAAAAAGAUGAAGGCUUGGAUGGGUCAGGAUGGGAGUCAUGAGGACUUGGAGACUCAGAAUGAAGGUUCUGCCUCGGAAAGAGUAUAGCCUGGCCAGGUAGAAUACUGAUGACUAGGGAUAAGCUAAGGGAUGAAGGACAAGAAUUAUGGUGAAUGGAUUUGCUGUAACCAGGCUGGAUUUACAUGAAUUUGACCAAACUGGUCAGUACACAACCAGAUUUGUGUGAGGCUUGUUUUGUAUCAAGCUCUCAGAUUACUUUAGUUGUGAGUUUAUUGGUGGAUUUGUAUUGUGUAAAGAAAUGUAAUUUAAUUUAACUAAGUUUAUGAGAAGAGUUUAAUGACAAGUCGAGAGAAAGGAGUGGGAUGACAUGGGGACGAGGAAGAUGAUAAGGGUUGGGAUGAACAUGAAGGGAUUAGGAGGAAUAGCAUGAAUGGGAUCAGAGAUUGGGAUGAGGAGAAUGAGUUGAGAAAUGAAGGGCAGAGAAAGGGCAGGGAUUAAAAACGAGGAAAAUAAAUAAAAGGGAAGAGAUUGAGUGGGAUUAGUAAAGCAUGAGAAAGGUCUCAUAAAGCUGACCACUGGUGACAAGUUGCAAACAAAAUUACUUAGUGUUUUUAAUGUGCUUGCCUGAGCCACGGGCCUGCACUUUCACAUCACUGUAACUGUUCAAAAAUAUGCAAGAAUCUGACUAGAUGUGAAGCAAGCGAGACAAAGUUACAAAUAAAAUAAACAUUUUGUAAUUCAAUUACAAGAUAUAAUGUACAAAUUUUGCGUGAAUGUUGCAAUUCAUUAACAGUUUCAACAAUAAGCACCAAUUCCAAAUGAAAACUUCUGUAUUUACUCUCAUUUUUAUGUUUCCAACCAGUCGCCAACAGUUGCAUUACAGGAUGAGACAGCAAAGGACUGACAUAAGGAAGACAGAGGAAAGGGUGAAGAGUACCCGUGCUGGAUCAUGAACGUUUGAAAGGUGAUUUGUUUAUUGUGGUUGUGGUGUGGCCCUUUCUCCACAACCUGAGUUAACACCAUUUAGCUCUUUAACUCUUUCUAAAACUGUAUUAGCCUGCUUUGAUUUUUGGACCUCUUCUUGUCCUCUCUGCCUUGUUUCGACUCAAAGAUGUUUAAACUUUAAAUCCUCACUGGGACAUGACACAUGGGAGUGUGACAAUACUAAGACUCAGUGACACAGCUCUGUCAUCGAUUGCCCGCUGACCUUCCUUGGCAUGUCCUCUAACACACUACCAGUAGUUAGACUAUAAUGGAUGUUGUGGUGCUGUUAGGCAGUGCAAAGCUGCACAUACGCUAUAGAAAUAGCUUAUUUGUUUGCUAUUUUUCUUCAAUUAAGUGACUUAGCAUAUUUGCAUAAAGUACUGUCCUCCGAUGUCGUUUAGACAUAUGUUGGUAGCUAUAGAUAGCUUGACAGGAUGCAAGACCUUUUGCUGUAGUUAUGCACACAAACCUGUUUUCCUUAAAGUGUCAAAUAGCCUAGCAAGUUUUAGUGCUUAUACAGAAUUUUGAUUUAUGAAUAUUUAUAAUCUAUUCUCUGAAGUAUAUUAAACUGAGAACUCUUACCAGCAGAGGCUCUCAGUUGAAGCCAGUCUUUUUUGAUCUGUCAUAUCGUGUCAUUGUGAGCCUGAUAAAAUACUGUCAUUUAUUAUGUGAAUACAUUGUAAAUGUAUGCCACUGUGUGAGCUGGAAUGUUUUGCAGUAACAUCUUUCUGGAGUUCAUAUAACCUGCCUUAUCCAAGGAAACUAUGUAAUAUUUAUAAAUAAAUGCGUAAUGCCUAAA